Momordica charantia (bitter melon) is the source of this 1461-nucleotide messenger RNA. Its product is annotated as 3-ketoacyl-CoA synthase 4-like. Gene Ontology annotation, molecular function: acyltransferase activity, transferring groups other than amino-acyl groups. NCBI's taxonomy places the organism in Eukaryota, Viridiplantae, Streptophyta, Magnoliopsida, Cucurbitales, Cucurbitaceae. Gene Ontology annotation, cellular component: membrane. The record is from RefSeq and is a predicted model, not a curated record. Gene Ontology annotation, biological process: fatty acid biosynthetic process.
AUGGUGAAUGGCUUUCAAAAGCUCCCAAAUUUCUUACAAAAGGUGACAAUUUUGGGUUAUCACUACUUCAUAACCCACUUUCUCAAGCUUUGUUUGAUCCCUCUAAUGGCUUUUGUCACUCUUGAGGCUUUCCAUAUGAGCUCAUAUGACAUUCUCCAUCUUCACCCCAAUCUCCUUAUCCUUGUUGCUAUUUUGGGACUCACUCUCUUCACCAUGACCCGUCAACGAUCCGUCGUCUACCUCAUCGACUUCUCCUGCUACCGAUCGACACCGCCACGCUGUUUAAAGUUUACAUCUGAUACGUUUAUGGAGCACAUGAAGCAGACCGGUUUCUUUGAUGAUACGUCGCUUGAGUUUCAAAGCAAGAUACUCAGGCGGUCAGGCAUCUGUGAAGAGACGACCGCUCCUGAAGCUAUGAUGUGUAUUCCACCCCAGUCGACGCUCAAGACGGCGAGAGAAGAAGCCGAGACUGUGAUAUUCGGUGCCUUAGACAAUUUAUUCGCCAAUAAUAUCAACGUCAAACCCGAAGACAUCGGUAUCCUUGUCGUCAGCAGCGGAACCUUCAGCCCUUUGCCUUCACUUUCCUCCACGAUUGUGAACAAAUACAAGAUGAAAAGCAACAUCAGGAGCUUUAACUUGGGUGGAAUGGGGUGCAGUUCUGGAGUGAUAGCCAUUGAUCUAGCCAAGAACAUGCUCCAAGUUCACAAAGACAGCUACGCCAUUGUUGUUACCACAGAGAACAUCACGCGUAAUUGGUACCCCGGGAACAAGAAGGAAAUGUUGAUACCCUUGUGCUUGUUUCGUGUCGGUGGCGCCGCGGUUCUUCUCUCCAACCGGAACUCCGACCGGUGGCGUGCAAAGUACAAGCUAGUUCAUCUGGUGAGGACACACAAAGGGGCGAAUGACACUGCAUUCAAAUGCAUAUAUCAGGAGGAAGACGAUGUUGGGAUCACUGGCGUCUCGCUAUCCAAAGAUGUCGUGGCCACAGCGGGCAACGCUCUAAGGACAAACAUCAGAACUCUUGGGCCUUUGGUUCUUCCAUUCCGCGAGCUACUUCACUUCACCACCACGUUCGUCGCUAAGAAGCUCUUGAACCCUAAGAUGAAGGGUUACAUUCCAGAUUUCAAGGUUGCGUUGGAGCAUUUCUGCAUCCAUUCCGGAGGGAGGGCGGUGAUCGACGAGCUCGGGAAGAAGCUUCGGCUUUCAGCAGUGGACAUCGAGGCGUCGAGGAUGACACUGCAUAGGUUUGGGAACACAUCUUCAAGCUCCAUAUGGUACGAAUUGGCGUACACAGAGUGCAAAGGUAGGGUUUUGAAGGGACACCGCGUUUGGCAGAUUGCUUUAGGGAGUGGUUUCAAAUGCAACAGUGCAGUGUGGGUGGCUCUCAUGGAUGUCAAGCCAUCUCCAAACAGUCCUUGGGAAGAUUGUAUCAUAAGGUACCCCAUUGUAGAAAAUUGUUGA